Cylindrotheca closterium is the source of this 330-nucleotide messenger RNA. The record is from the annotation of a GenBank genome assembly. Lineage: Eukaryota; Bacillariophyta; Bacillariophyceae; Bacillariales; Bacillariaceae.
AUGAUUAAAGACUCAGAAAUACUGGUGGAGCAACGGAAGUUUUCAGAGGCUGAUAGUUCUUCGAAGGAACCAUUCAACAAGAUAUUCGAUAAAGGAUUCCGAAACACGCUUGAUGCCAGCAUGGAGGGUCAAACAUGUACACAACCUACGUACUCCAAAGGGGAUACCCAGUCCAGUGGAAAGGCUACUUUAUAUUUGGCUUGCGUGGCUGUGAUACGAUCUGGAAAUGAGCGUGCUGUUCAACGCUGCAAGAUGUCGUGGUUCCUGAAACGUGGCUGUGCCUAUCAACUGUUGGACAUUGAAUUGUUCUGUGGUAUUUGGGAGGCUUGA